Molecule: messenger RNA, 1774 nt
Organism: Trichoderma asperellum CBS 433.97
Lineage: Eukaryota; Fungi; Ascomycota; Sordariomycetes; Hypocreales; Hypocreaceae
Biological process (GO): SCF-dependent proteasomal ubiquitin-dependent protein catabolic process
Cellular component (GO): cytoplasm; SCF ubiquitin ligase complex
Molecular function (GO): protein binding
Source: RefSeq, a predicted model, not a curated record
AGUGUCCAGCUCAUAAUGAUCAUCAUGUCCUUGUAAAUUGAAUCAAGCACGGCGCGUAACACCCAGCAUAAGCAACUGUGCUGAGUACUCACCAAUUCCCCGCGCUCGGCCAUAUCGGAUUCACGCGUUAUUCAUUCGUAUCUGCCAACCGCCGCCAUGACUUCAGAAGACCGAGAGCCCAACUCGGAGCUGGAAUCCUUCCGGCAAAAAUGGAUCUCCGACUUGCGAUCCAGGAGGGAAUCAUUCGGGUCAGCCUCUCAUCAGGCUGAGGCGUCGUCCGCAGCCUCUGCCGCUGCGCCGGCCGGUACAUCACGGCCAAGGAAGCAUUCAGGCCCUUCUUCAGGCAAGAAGAAUUUACCAGUCAUUGAUGAUGAUGAAUAUUAUCUUCACGUCCAAUCGUUUGAUGGCCCUCCUCCAACAUCUGCUUCGGGGCAUCUGCUCUCAGAUGCUCCCGGCAAAGGUGUUGAGAGAUCGCUCGUCUCAGCUCUAGAUCACUAUGAGGAAGCCAUGGAAAAGGAAGCCCAGGGCAACAUGGGAGAAAGCCUGCGGCUCUAUAGAAAGGCGUAUAGACUGGAUAGUAGAAUAGACCAGACAUACCGUGAGAAACACUUCCCUGGAGGUUUCGCCGCCACCAAAGGCGCAGUCCCAGCCACAGGAGCACCAGCAGCACCAGCAACGAAGAAAUCUGAAGCUGAUGAAGGGGAGCCCAAGCCGCUAACCCUGGAAGAGCUCAUCGCCAGCUUCUCAACCCUCAAGAUUGAACCAGCGCCCCCUGAGAUUGAGAACACCCCGCCACCCCCAUGCCCAAUCGCCAACCUGCCAGACGAGCUGCUUGUCCACAUCCUCCAGGACGUUGCCGUCGCAGACGUCGGAGACUUCGCCCGCCUGAGUCUCGUGUGCAAGCAUUUCGCCUUUCUUGUCGCCACCGAGCAGCGCCCCUGGAAGCGCGUCUGCCUCGGGAGCGAGUUCGGCUUCGCGUCCGUGCCUCGUCAUUGGCAAAAGAGCAUUGAAUGGGAAGAUCUCGAGAUCCAGGAGGAGGCAGACGAAGAUGGCCUACUUAUCAGCAUGCGAGAGCUCGAAGAGCGCCGCCUCGCCGACGCGCUAUCCUUUACCCUGUCGCUCCACGAUCCAGACGUUUAUCCUUCGUGGAAGCACAUGUUCCGAAACCGCCCACGGAUCCGUUUCAACGGAUGCUACAUCAGCACGGUCAACUAUGUGCGCAGCGGUCAGGCCUCCACAAAUCAGUCCACCUGGGGCGGAGCGCCCGUCCUCAUCGUCACAUACUACCGCUACUUGCGAUUUUUCCGUGAUGGCACUGUCAUCAGUCUCCUUACCACGGCAUCUCCAGUAGACGUCGUUCAUCACCUGACCCCCGAGCUGCUCCUCUUACACCGCGAGGCUCCUCACCCCCAUUUGCCGUCCGUUGUGAUGCAUCAAGCAUACAAGGGUCGCUGGCGGCAGUCCUCUGCCUUGGAUCAUCCUGACAACACAGAUCCCAAGGAGCAGGAAUCAGAUAUCUAUGUAGAGACGGAGGGCGUCGGCCCAAAGUACAUGUACAGAAUGGACUUGACGCUCCGAAGUGCAGGCAAAGGCACCAAGAACAACAAAAUCGUCUGGAGAGGUUUCCACAGCUACAACAAACUAACAGACGAUUGGGCCGAAUUUCAGCUCAAAAACGACAAGCCGUUCUUUUUCAGCCGAGUCAAGAGUUAUGGAAUAGGAGAGCCGGUAAAGGAGCUCUAGAGGACUAGUGCUGCUUAUCCACUGCACCAUA